AGAGAAUGGUGAAUCCGGAGCGGCGGCGCUGCUGCUGCUGCAGCCGGAGCUGCCUGGUUGUGGCUUCACGCGGCUGGGCCGCGCGCUAGUCAGGGCUGGAGGCGGCGGCGGCCCGGGGCACUCGGAGCCCCGCGGCCGAAGAGCGGCUGCUGAAGGGAGAGCGCUUGCCGCCGAGGCUGCGGCCCGGGAGCGGCGGCGGCGGCGGCAGAGGCAGAGCCAUGCCGUGGCUCAGCGGAGGACGGAGACGGCGGCAGCAGCAGCAACAGCAGCAGCAGCAGCAGGCGGCGGCGGCGGCCCCGGGAGGACAAGGGACGGGACCGCCGCCUGUCGUGCCCGCUGCAGUGGUCGGAGGUGGAGGCAGCGGGCCGCGGGGCCGGGAGAGCUCGGAAUUGCCUUUGCCCUCUGGUUGGGAGGAGGCGAGGGACUACGACGGGCGCGUCUUUUACAUCGACCACAACACCCGGCAGACUUCGUGGAUCGACCCCAGGGACAGAAUUACCAAGCCAUUAACUUUUGCUGACUGUGUUGGUGAUGAACUACCCUUAGGAUGGGAAACUGUUUAUGAUCAACAGAUUGGUGUUUAUUACAUGGACCAUAUAAAUCAACUCACACAAAUUGAGGACCCAAGAGAGCAAUGGAGAAGAGAGCAGGAGCGCAUGCUAAAGGAAUAUUUAAUUGUUGCCCAGGAAGCACUUAAUGCCAAAAAGGAAAUUUAUCAAAUUAAACAACAGCGAUUUGAGCUAGCACAAGAAGAAUAUCAGCAGUUGAAUAAAAUGUGUGAGGAUGACAGUCACUCAUACACAAGCACAUUUUCUGGAUUUUCAGCCAACACAAAAUACAACCCAUCUCAGAUUAAAGCAGAAAUAGCAAGUCGACGUGAUAGACUUUCUAGAUUAAAGAGAGAAUUAACACAGAUGAAGCAGGAACUACAGUACAAAGAGAAAGGAGUAGAAACACUACAAAAGAUUGAUCGGAAGAUGUCAAAUGCUCAUAUGAAUUAUAAACUGGAUGAAGCCCAAGCAAUAAUGAAUGAACUUCGAAGCAUCAGGAAAGCCAUAUGUAUGGGUGAGAGAGAAAGGCAAGACUUAAUGCAAAGUCUGGCCAAACUGACAGAUGGAUUCAGAAAUAGUUGUUGCAUUACAGAAUCUUUGCAUGAUCUUCAGCAUAAUUCUGGCUCUUUCAGUGAUUCCAGCCUAUCUCAACCAUAUUGUGAUGCUUGUUCUCAAACUGACAUCAUUGGCGAGCUUGGAUUGGAGGAUAUAACAAGAUAUCCAGACAAAAUGAAAUUGAUCUGGCAGUAUGAAGAGACAAAAAAAAGGGUUCUCAGAAUACAGCAACAGUUGGCUUUACAGGAUCAUGAAUCUUGGCCAGGAAUGGUGGAGGCUGACAGAGAUCAUCUUCAGCUUAUUAAAGAAAAAGAGGCUCUCUUACAAGAACUGCAGCUUAUAAGUCAACAGCAGCGUUCACCAGAAGAUCUGGAACACAUAGAGGAGGAAAAAAGGCGCUUAGAGGAGGAUAUCCAGCAGGCUCGGGCUACUUCUUCUCAUGGUGCUGCAGAAAGGAUACUGUUACAGGAGAAGAAGAAUUGUUUGCUCAUGCAGUUGGAAGAAGCAACUCGUUUAAGUUCCUAUUUAUGCUCACAAUUGAAAAGCUUAUCUGCCAGUUCUUUGACAAUAUCUUCUGGCAGCAGUCGAGGAUCAUUGGCAUCUAGUCGUGGGUCAUUGGCAUCCAGCAGAGGCUCUCUUAGUUCUGUUAGUUUCACAGACAUCUAUGGUCUUCCUCAGUAUGAGAAAUCUGAUACUGCUGUUGAAUAUGGGCAUCAUAUGCGAUAUGAUCCAGUUUCAGUGGAUUCUCAUAACAAAGAUGUACAGUAUCAUGAGUCGAUUGGAUCUCCUGCUAGCGGUAAACAACGAAGAUCUGUAGAUACUCCUCUGUCUUUGGCAUCAUUGUCAUCAAGGUCAUCCCUUUCUUCACUAUCACCUCCAAGUUCACCCCUGGACACUCCCUUCCUAUCUGCUUCUCGGGAUUCUCCGUUAGUCCACAGGCCAGAAGGGUAUGAAGAAGUAACACACACAGGUGCCUCAGAAGUACUUCCAGCGCAGGGCUCUGUUUUGGGUGAAGAUAAGGGACAAGAAAUAGUGGCAUCUAAGGCUACUGAAUAUUCCACAAGAAAUGAAGCAGGGCUUCAAGUUAUCAAUAUUCCAAAUUCUGGUGCUGUGACCCUACGUGAAGAUAGCACUAGAAGAAUGGAAAGGAGAUCCAGGCGAGUCUCAGCAUGUCUGUCCAAUUAUUCACUGGCUAGUGACAGUGGCGUGUUUGAAGCUUUAAGCAAAAGAAAUGAAGAUGUUGAAGAAUCGCUUUAUAAUGAUAGUGUCAGUAACGAAGAGCCCAAAAUGCAAGUUGGAUUUCUGCAUGACAGUGGAAGUGAAUGUCUUCUUGUCCAUGUGUUGCAGCUAAAGAAUUUUACUGGCUUUGCCAUGAAAGAAGGCUGUAGAAUACAUGUGAGAAUAUACUUACCAUCUGUCGAGUCGGGCACAACAACCACGUAUUGCUCUAAGGCUUUAGAAUUCCAGACUCCGUUAAUAUUUAAUGAAGUCUUUCAAAUUCCUGUACAAUCAAGUAUCUUAAAACUCAAAGCGCUGCAACUUUACAUUUGUUCACUUGGUCAGCACCAACAAGAGGAAUUAUUGGGCAUUGCUCAGAUCAGCCUAGCUAACUAUGAGAGUUCUAGUGAGAUGCAGCUUUGCUGGUAUCCUGUUCAGACCUUCAUUGGUUCAGAUUGUGAACAAAAAAAAGACCAACCUAAGCGUGAAGAAAGUGCUUCUCACUCUAUUGAAAAUAAAAAUAUAAUGAAAAUGGAUGCUGUGACUGUCCUUUUAGCUAGGACCACAGCUCAGCUGGAAGCUGUGGAGAGAGAGCUUGCAGAGGAGAGAGUAAAAUUGGAGUACACAGAAGAGGAAAUACUGCAGAUGGAACAAAAGGAAGAUCAAGGGGAAGCUGUGUCAGAGAGAAGCUGGCAAGCAGAAUCAGUUGACAGUGGAUGUAGUAAUUGCAUGCAGUCCAGUCAUCACCUGGAGUCCUAUUGUGGUGAAUCACUGCAGAUUCCUGUGUUUGCAUCUCAAACAGAUCAGUAUAUUUCUGGAAAAGUUCAGGGACCACCUUUAAAGGUGGAUAAGGAAACCAAUACAGAAGAUCUUUUCCCUGAAGAAAUGGUUUUGCCUCAUAAAAACAGACUUGGCCGUCGAUCCCGUGGUUCUGCAUUUGUUCGUAAUAAUACUAUUGUUCGCUCACAGACAUUUUCACCUGGUGCACGAAGUCAGUACGUUUGCCGACUAUAUCGUAGUGAUAGUGACAGUUCCACCCUGCAAAGAAAGUCACCUUUUAUACGGAAUACUUUGGAAAGGCGUACGCUGCGUUAUAAGCAGCAUUCAUGUAGAUCAUCUUUGGCUGAUCUCAUGGAAAGGACUUCACUAGACCUGGAGCUGGAUCUUCAGGCAUCAAGAACAAGGCAGAGACACUUAAAUGAGGAAUUAUCUAUUCUAAGAGAGUUGCGGCAGCGCCUGGAGGAUGCCCAGCUUGGUGGUCAAACUGAUCUGCCUCACUGGGUCAUUCGUGAUGAACGAUUCCGAAACUUGCUGAAGGAAGCAGAAAGGCAGACAAGGCAAACAAAAUUUGAGCAUCGUCAACAACAAGCAGCUGAAAAAUUGCUUAAAAAAGCUUCCAAAGAGGUAUAUCAGCUGCGUGGUCAAAAUCAAAAGCAACCUCUUCAAGUGCAGACUUUUCGGGAGAAGAUGGCAUUCUUUACAAGGCCAAGGAUCAACGUACCACCUCUGCCAGCUGAUGAUGUAUAACAUGUUAUUCUGUAAAACAUGAAGUAUUUAUCUGCCUUUUCUUAUUUUAAAAUGAAGUUAUUAAACUACUUAAGUUUAUUUUUUAAAAAAUGUGCGAAGAUUAUUAAUAUACACAUUUUGUAAAAAAAAUAUAGAAAAACAUAUACACACACAGACACCUCACACACACAGAUAGACAGACUUAUACACAUAUAUUUUUUAAUAGUGACUGCAGCAAGGCUUGGGUUUUCCUUGUUGUGAAACUGACUUCUCUGAAAACAACUUAUUUUUUAUUAAAAAAGAAAAAAGACUAUCAUGUCAGAGUGUGUAAGUUUUUUGUUUUUGUUUUUUGCUGUUUUAUUUGAUUUUAAAGGCUGGAAGGCAGAAACAAGGUGAGUUCAGGCAAAUUCACUGUAUCGUAAUUUAUUUAUAGUAAUGUGUUUUCCUUGAAGGAAAAUAUUUACUUUAAGAUGUAUUUUAAAUGACAUAAAUUUUGUUACUUGGUAUUUGUCAUACAGUAGAAUGGAAACAUUGAGCUGGUUUUGUUUCUGAUAGCUGAACUGAAAAUGCUCUAAAUUUGUUACUUUUUAAAUCAGCUUUACUAUCUGCAUCUUACAACAUAACAUGUAUUUCUGGCACUGUGUAGCUACAUAUCAUUUGCAAUUUUCUUUUUUUUAAAAGUGAAAAUGUUACUGAAACAUUGCAGAGUGUGACUGCAUGUUCUUAUUGUGCACUAGUAGAUUGUUUUUAUUUUAUUUGUGUCAGGUGUAUCUGUUAUUUUAAGUAGUUUUUUGGUUUAACGAGGGAAGGAAGAAGGUGACAGAUCUCUCUUUAGCUGUUGUUUUAGGAAAAUGUUUUUCAGUGUACAAUAUGAAUAAUAUGUGGACAGUUUCACUGUUUGUUCUGGAAAUCAGUCUGAACCUCAUUUAGGAAAAACUUUCAAAUAUCAUAGGACUGUCAUUUCCAUACAUUUCCUAUUAAGUAUUGCAUUCCAGAUUUCACUAUUUCACCAAAGCUUAAAUUCUUGCUGAAUCCAAGUAUGCAGAAAAGGACAUCAAUGUUAUCUGUCUUUCAAACUCAGUGCCCUCCAGCUAUAUUAGAUUUGAUCUCCCAUAAUCUUUAAGCAGCAUGGCCAAGAGUGGUAUGUUUAUGCCUAGAUAGAACCAGUCUGGAGGAGGUUGUGACACACAGACCAUUGAAUUAAUGCAUCUCAGGAAAAUGAUGUGAAUUCUGGCAGUGUUUAAUCAUAUCUUUAUUGUAUGCAAUAAAACAUCCAAAUUGUCUAAAAUUUUCAGUUCUGAACCAUUAACAGACAUCACUUUUAUACAUUCAGAUUUUCCCAUUUUUUUAAUGAAAAGAUAAAAGCUUAUUUGUUCAUUUUAAAGACAAGGCUUUUCAGAAUUCAUAUCUGCUGCUAUACAAAAUUGUGUAACUAUGUGGACUGUGGAUUAUUCCUAGAAUUAAGACUAAUAUUCCGCAAAACUGCCACUGUUCCAAUAAUAGCACAUUUGUUACAUGUUUUUAUGUUCAAAUUCUUAAAUGGCCUUUUCUUUUUCUUGGUUACUGCUUUACAUUUUCUUUAUUAUAGCUAAUUUUUCUCAAAAUACGGAAAUUACAAUCCCAAUUUUUAUAACAGUGGCAGCUUUUUCUGCCCUUAAGUUUCAUGUGAAUUUUAAAUACUGUUCCUUCCCAGUGUUAAUAGUGUUUUUAGCUGUUCAGUGGUGCAAACUCUCAAAAAGAACUGAGAUAAUUUCACUCAACUUAAGGUAAUAUUUUUAAGAUUUUAAAAAUAUGAGCUAAAACAGUUCAAUAUCAUCUUCAGUUAGGCACCAUUGCUUUGCAAGAAAAAUCCUUUUAGGGUUUUUUAUAGUUAAGGGUCUGUCACCUUAAAUUCCUGAGAAAGCCACUUUUUAUGUCUUGCAAUAUAUGAAAUGUUUAUUAUGUUGUUAUAUUCAGCUUCAGUUACCCAAAUAAUAUGCUCUUAUAUAAUAUAAAAAUCUACUUUGGGGGGGAUGUUAAUAAGAAUUGCAAUUUUAAUAUAGGACACUAUAAAGUCAAAAUUUUGUUUUGGUUAAAAAUCAAACAAUGAUGUAAGGAAGCCAAAAAACAAAGAAAAUUGUUAACCCCAGAAUAAAUCAACACUAUCUGUCGAGUCUGGAAUUUGUGCUUCAUGUUAAAAUCAUGAAACAGUAACCAUUAAAUUGUAUUCUGUAGAGCUGGGCUUUGAGAUGAUUACAGUAUUAUAAACCCUAUAUUGGGCACAUUUUAAAGUCCGGAUUAAAGGGAGUUGAGCACUGCUGGAAAAUCAGCAGCUGUCUUUAUUGCAGUCAUUAACCAGCACAGUGCUGAAAAAUAAGAGCCACUAAAUUCAUUGGCCUAAUAUGAUAUCUGUAAGCAUACUAUGGUGACAUAAACCUGUUAAUAUGAACUGUGUAAAAUCAAAUAAUCCCCAAUGUAUGUUGUAAGCUUUUCCAUUGAUUGGCUUAAUUAAAAUGAUAAAAUUUG
Molecule: messenger RNA, 6335 nt
Organism: Candoia aspera
Lineage: Eukaryota; Metazoa; Chordata; Lepidosauria; Squamata; Candoiidae
Gene: WWC3
Product: WWC family member 3
Exons: 23
Coding region: 219-3851 (1210 amino acids)
Biological process (GO): cell migration; regulation of DNA-templated transcription; regulation of hippo signaling
Cellular component (GO): cytoplasm
Molecular function (GO): molecular adaptor activity; kinase binding
Source: RefSeq, a predicted model, not a curated record